Messenger RNA from Lolium perenne, 2845 nucleotides. RefSeq lists its product as uncharacterized. NCBI's taxonomy places the organism in Eukaryota, Viridiplantae, Streptophyta, Magnoliopsida, Poales, Poaceae. Gene Ontology annotation, molecular function: protein dimerization activity. The record is from RefSeq and is a predicted model, not a curated record.
CUCCUCUUCUCCACCCAUCGCUCUGAAAUCCUGGUGACGGCGCGACGGCGAUGGUGGCUGCGCGACGGUGACUGCGGCGGCUCCGCCUGGAAUCGCCUCCGCCGUCGAGUCCGGCUCUCCGCAGUCCGCACCCGUGCGUCGUUCUCCCCUUCUUCUCCUCCAGGCCUCACUGCCUCACUCCUCCGGUCCUCCCUCCAUCGAUCGGGGCGGUGACCGCCUCCCUGCCUCCUUCAAGCCGUCGCCGACUCAGCCUCAAGGUGAUCCCCUCCCAGCACGGCAGCACCUGAUGUCAACCCGGACGCCUGCAACUCAGCCUCAAGGUGCUGGCGCAUCAAGCACAGCAUCGACAGCAGCACAUCAGCCAUCAGAGGUUGUUGCCAGAUCAAAAGAUCCAGCAUGGAAGUAUUGCAAGCCUGCGGACAGUAACAAGAAGAAUGUUCUUGCUUGCAUUUUCUGCGGUCAUGUGUCCACCAAUGGCACUACUCGAAUCAAGGCUCAUCUUGCUUGCGUUCCAAAUUCUAGUGUUAGUACAAGCGAGAAAGUGCCAGAAGAUGUGAAAGAGGAAAUACUUCAGUAUUUGACUCAGAAGGGUGAUAAAAGGGCAGCCAUUGUUGUGGAGCAGAAGAGGCGGAGAUGUUUGGUGGACUUGAGCCACUCAGAGGGGGAAGAACAAGGUUCAAGUGAUGAAGAGGGGUUAAAAAAUACUCCGGUGGUGCUUAAGCCAUCAAGAGCAGCAAGACAAAAAUCAAAAACCUCAAGUGGUCCUAUGGACAAGUUCUGUGAAGUAACACCCGAAGAUGUUGUAGCCGCAAGGAAGAGGAAACAAGCUGAGGAUGUCCAGUCAAAGCUCACAACUGAGAGUAGAGAGAAGAAAAGGGCUCGUGCUUGCGAGUACAUAAGCCAGUGGUUCUAUGAAGCUUGCAUUCCUUUCAAUGCAGUGACUCUUCCAAGCUUUGACCUCAUGCUGCAAUCCAUUGGACAAUAUGGCGAGGAUCUGGACGGUCCUACUCCUUAUGAAAUGGGUGGGCCAAUCUUGAAGAAGAGGAAGAGAAGAGUAGAGGAAUCUUUCAAGGCGCAUAGGCAGUGUUGGGAGCUUACUGGAUGUACAAUAAUGACUGACGCAUGGACUGACAUAAGAGGAAGAGGAGUCACGAAUCUUGUAGUUCACAGUGCAUAUGGUGUGGUCUUCCUUGAUUCUGUCGACUGUUCAGCUGUGAAGAAAGAUGGAAAAUAUAUAUUUGAACUUGUUGAUAGUUGCAUAGAGGAGAUUGGUGAGAAGCAUGUAGUUCAAGUGGUGACUGACAAUGCAAGUGUGAAUCAAGCAGCAUCAACAUUGCUGAAAGCAAAACGCCCAAAUAUAUUUUGGAAUGGUUGUGCUGCCCACUCUAUUGAUUUGACGUUAGAGGAUAUUGGCAAGCUUCCAGCAGUUGAGGCAAUAAUUACACAAGCAAGACCUGUCACAGUAUUCCUUUAUGCACACACUAGAGUUUUGUCCCUAAUGAGGGAAUUCCUUGGCAGAGAUCUGGUGAGGACGGGCAUUACAAGGUUUGCAACAGCAUACCUGAACUUGAAGAGCUUGCUGGACAACAAAAAGGAUUUGCAGAAGUUAUUUAGAUCAGAUAAGAUGGAAGAAAUGGGGUACUGCAAAAAGGUGAAAGGCCGAGAUGCAAAACGAAGUAUUCGCUCCGAUAGUUUUUGGGUAGGAGUCGAUAUUGCCGUCAAGUUCUUUGAGCCUUUGGCUAAUUUACUCCGGAGAAUGGACAGUGACAUACCAGCUAUGGGAUUCAUAUAUGGAUCCUUUUUGGAUGCAAAGAAAGAGAUUGCUGCCCGGUUUGAAAAUGAUGAGCAUGAGACUAACUUUCAGGAAGUGCUGGAUAUUGUGGAUAAAAGAUGGGACAGGAAACUAAAGGGGCCACUACAUAGAGCUGGAUAUUUCUUAAAUCCAUACUACUACUAUGAAAACAAGCUGGACAUUGAGUUAGAUGGAACAUUUAAGGAUGGGCGUGUUGCUUGCUUGGAGAAAAAGGUUUCAGAUGGUAAGAAAAUUGACACAAUUACGGAGGAGAUUCAGGCAUAUCAAGAUGAAGAAGGUUCAUUCGGAAGAGUCAGUGCUAAAAGGCAGCGGAGAAACAAAAGCUUCGACCCAGCUAAAUGGUGGUCCAACCAUGGGUCAAGCGCACCAAAUCUCAGGAUAUUGGCGAUGCGGAUUUUUAGUUUGACAUGCAGCUCCUCUGCUUGUGAGAGAAACUUUAGUGUCUUUCAGCAGGUUCACACUAAGAGACGCAAUAGGCUGCUUCAUGACAAGAUGAGAGAUCUUGUCUUUAUCAAAGCUAACUCCCAACUAGACCAAAGGAGAAUGAUGAAACAAGACAGGGAUCCUAUUGAGGACACAACUUAUGCAGAUGCUGUAGAAAAUGAGCAUAAUGAGUGGAUCACAGGCAUUGUGCCUGAAGUUGUGCAAAAUGCAGAUGAACCUGAAGAUGAACAUGUUGAAGUUCAACAAGAAGAACCAACAUCAGUGCAAACAAGAGCUCGCGGUGCUGCAUUAAAAAGAAAAAAAGUUCAGCGGCCUAGGAAGAAGAAAUUACUCCCAGUAUUCCAUGAUGAUGACCUCCAAUCUGCAACUUCUACAGAUUCGGAUGAUGAUGUCAAUUCAUCUUCUUCAUCUGAUUAAGUCACUGUAUGCGGCCAUGUUGUCUAUUUCGUAUUUUUUAAAUUGUUGUUUGUGUUCUGGACUUGUGGACUAUGUUACUUUAUGCUUCCAUGUUGAACUUCAACUUCGACUAUGUAACUAAUAAUGCACUUAUGGACUAUGUUACUUGAUGUUUGGCUGCAGAAUUCUAUA